AGACUGCAGUAUGCUGCUAAAAGCAAAGCAUUAUACCACCUGCUGUAGCAGUGUCUGCAGACGAAACAUGGCUCCGAAUUAGUAGCACACACUCACACACACACACACACAGAGAGCCCUUUUUCGGCAGGGUUCCGUAUGACUGCCAUGGAAAAGGAGCUGCGACCAACAUUGCAUCUCAUAGUUUAGCUGGUACAGUAAAGUGAUUAAGCGCCUAUCAGUCAGUCAGUUUCAGCCGUUGAAAGAACAGAAGAGAAAAGGAAAGAAAAAGCCACAUAGCCCUGCAUAUGCAACACGCUGUCCCGAUCGAAGAAUGAUGAAACCAUCGGCUAUCAGACAGCGCAAGUGUCAUCAUCAAACCUCGACUGAUCGCCGCGCGGAUCGCAAUGCAAGCAGCAAAGCCGAGAGCCCGUGCUCGCCCGUCCAUGCAAGUAGACACACGCAACGCCGUCAAAGUGAGAUCGACGGAUCCCAGCAGUGAAAGGAUUCACGCCGAGUCAAAGGGAGCACAGGCCACCGCAGCAAGGACCGCCCUUGCUCUUGGGCCUCGAGAGCUCCAGAAGGCCAGAUCCCAGGUCUCGCUUGGCGGAGGAUCCAGCGCGAGGCUAUACCAGGGCCGGCUAGAUGCGGGCCGGCCACAUUGACAAGGAGGAGAGGAAAAGUUCUCUGAGAGGCGCAGGGCGAGAAGAAAAAAAGGAGACGGCGGCCUGGCAGACCGCCUAUUGGCGCGGGAUGGUACUGGGUACUCAUGCCACGUGCGGAUACAGGAUUAGUCGCACGGAUCGCGCUCUGGAGCCGC
Molecule: messenger RNA, 799 nt
Organism: Trichoderma asperellum CBS 433.97
Lineage: Eukaryota; Fungi; Ascomycota; Sordariomycetes; Hypocreales; Hypocreaceae
Source: RefSeq, a predicted model, not a curated record